UCUUCCUUGUCCACAUUUGCUGCAGAACAUAGAGACCACCAUCCAACCAUAUGCUGCUCGAAUAUUUAUGACUUCCACACUCAUUGAAGGUUUGAUACCAGCGUUUUGUGGUGUCUUUAUCGGAGCUUGGUCGGAUCAUUUUGGACGCAAACCACUUUUGGUCACAGGAUAUAGCGGUUAUGCUCUAUAUUAUGCCAUAGCAGCCAUAAUUUCGCGACUCUCAACUUCUCGCCUCGUUAGUCCGUGGUAUUAUUUAUUAGCAGUGCUGCCACUUUCGUUGGUCGGAGGUAGUGUUACAUACUCAGUGGCUACCUUUUGUUAUAUUUCUGAUGUGUCUAGUGCGCAGGAGCGACCAUAUCGCAUGGCAACAUAUGAAGCUGCACUUUUCACAGGCCUCAUGACCGGAUCAUUCGUAGCAGGCUUUCUUUACGAAGCCUCCAAUGCGACAUUUGUUUUUCUAACAUCGUGCAUUUGCAUUUUUGUUGCCGUUUGUAUAAUAGUAUUCUUCAUUCCGGAGAGUCUACAUAGACGACGCUUUGAUUUCACUCAUAACGUUUUCGUAAAUCAAACAUCAGAAAUUGGAGAGGAAGAUCAGCAGCCACAGGCUGUAGGUGAGUCGCACCAACAAAGGAAAUUAUUCAAUUUCGCAGCGGUAAUGGAAAUGUGGGAAACUUGUUUCAAGCCACGCGAACGUAACGAUCGCGCCAUCAUUUGGCUAGCGGCGAUUGCCCAUCUGAUAUCGGUUUUUGUGUUGGAUGGUUCUAUGACAGUUUUUUAUUUGUUCGCACGUGAGACAUUCCAUUGGACGAUUAAGGAGUUUAACACUUUCGAUACAAUCAAUAUAUUCGUGUCGCUGUUGGGCAACAUCUUGGGUGUAAUUAUUUUAAGAAGAUUACUCAAGUUAUCCAUUGUCUAUCUGGGUAUUUUUGCAUUCCUCAGUGAGUCAGCUGGCUCGCUGAUCAGGGCAUUUGCUAACACAAACUGGCUAAUGUAUUUAUCCGUCGGAAUCAGCGCCCCGAGAUCGAUGGCUCAUCCGAUGUGUCGAACUAUUGCAUCGAAUGUUUUGCCUGCUAACGAACUGGGAAAGUUUUUCUCUUUUCAAGGUGUUUUACAGGCCUUUCUGCCAUUUAUUGCCUCGCCAGUCUAUACGAGCAUAUACAGCAUAACGCUUAUCAGUUUUCCCGGCUUUUACAAUUUGCUGAAUGCGAACUUGUUUCUACUGGCAAUGUGCUUUUUGCUCAUUAUUUUACGUAAAAAGAGCUUGUCUCCUGCGCAUUAUCAGCAACGUUUCUAAAAUGAAGCUGUUUUCGCGUUGAAUAAUUAAAACCAGCGGACCAUGAUGAUUUGUUUUUUUUUUUUUGUAUAUAUAUAUGUAUGUAUUUACAGCUAACACUACUUUCUAAGUUAUGGUUUGAUAAAAACAAUAUUAUUUACUUACAUAUUUUCUAAUUAAGUUGAAAUUAUUUUAGCCAGUUUUUUUACUUGCCAAAGCCUCUGUUUUUGU
Rhagoletis pomonella (apple maggot) is the source of this 1504-nucleotide messenger RNA. RefSeq names its product proton-coupled folate transporter-like. Gene Ontology annotation, biological process: transmembrane transport. The record is from RefSeq and is a predicted model, not a curated record. Gene Ontology annotation, molecular function: transmembrane transporter activity. Gene Ontology annotation, cellular component: membrane. NCBI's taxonomy places the organism in Eukaryota, Metazoa, Arthropoda, Insecta, Diptera, Tephritidae. The coding region runs from base 68 to 1294 and encodes 408 amino acids. The transcript is spliced from 7 exons.